GGAGGAAGCGGAAUCAAAACAAGCGAAAUCCAUUUAGAAGAAUUCUUCCACCUGCGUGUGUGUAUGUGUAUCUAUGUGCUUUUCUAGGGAUCAAGUUUCCUCUCAAUUGAGGUUGCUUUUCGUUUUGGCGAUUUGAAUAGCAUACGAUAUUUGAAAAAUUGGGUGGAAUUCUCGGGAAAUUAGUGAUUUUGGAGUAGUAUUUAUUCGAUUUAUCAUUUUUUUGUUGUUGUAAAUCGUCGGAUUUUCGUUUGGUUGCCCCUUUUUUUUUCUUCUUCGAUGGAGCAAAGAGAGGGACAAGAUUUCCCUCCAAAAAAGCCGCCGCCGCCGCCACAGACGGAAGCGACGGCGGGAGGAGCUGAUUUCCCAGCUAGGAAGCUGGUGAGGCAGUUGGAUUUCACUGGCGGCGGCGCGUCGACGAUGGACCAGCCUCCUCCGCCGCAUUCAGUGAAGCCGCCGCCGCAGAUGCUGUUCAUGACUAUGCAACAGCCACCUCCGCCGCCGCCCUCUCAUCCUUCCGUUCGCCCUUCUCCGAAACCUGAAUCACCAAGAUCCCGGCCUGCGCAAAGUGCAAAUGAAAUAAAAGAUGGUACCCCAAAGAAGCAAAAGCAGUGUAAUUGCAAACAUUCUCGGUGUUUGAAGUUGUAUUGUGAAUGUUUUGCUUCUGGAGUCUAUUGUGAUGGUUGCAAUUGUGUGAACUGUCACAACAAUGUCGAAAACGAUGCUGCUAGACGAGAAGCUGUUGAAGCUACUUUGGAGCGCAAUCCAACUGCUUUUAGGCCAAAAAUUGCUAGCAGUCCUCAUGGAGCUAGGGAUAACAGGGAGGAGGCUGGUGAAAUUGUUUCAGGAAAGCAUAAUAAGGGAUGCCACUGCAAGAAAUCCGGAUGUCUUAAGAAGUACUGUGAAUGCUUCCAAGCAAAUAUUCUUUGUUCUGAAAAUUGUAAAUGCAUGGACUGCAAAAAUUUUGAAGGAAGCGAAGAGAGGCAAGCUCUUUUCCACGGUGAUCAUGUUAAUAACAUCGCCUUUAUCCAGCAGGCAGCGAAUGCUGCCAUCACCGGCGCUAUUGGAUCAUCUGGUUAUGGGUCUCCCCCACUGACGAAAAAGCGGAAAGGUCAGGAUCUUUACUUUGGAGCGGCCGUAAAAGAUCCAGUUCACAGGCUUGGACAGUUACCGCAGCAGGCUAACCAUACCAAGGCUUCUGUACCUUCAAAUCUAUCAUCCUCAGUUCCUGUUGAUCAUCCAGUUAGUACACCAGCCUUGGGCUCUUUGAAGUUAACGUAUAGGUCUCUAUUAGCUGACAUCAUCCAGCCCCAGGACUUAAAGGAACUAUGCUCUGUGCUCGCGGUAUAUUCUAGAGAAGCUGCAAAGAUGCUUGCAGAGGAAAGAAAUGUUGCUGAAAAGCAAGCCAACGAUUCCCAGAAAAGUUCGACCUCAGUGGCUUCGACCAUCCAAGAUGAGUCUCGAAGCCAGAAGCAUUCCGAAUCUCAAAAGGCUCAGGCUGAUCAUCUUCCUUCAUCUGAAAACCAGUCCGAUAAAGCUGCACCCGAGGAAUCUUGUUCAGACGGAGCUGAUGUAUCAAAAGGACGGCCAAUGUCUCCCAGCACUUUAGCUCUAAUGUGUGACGAACAAGACACAGUGUUCACCUCUGCUCGUUCCCCUAACAGGUUACAUGCUCAAAACAACGCAUCUCCCCAGCUGCCACUCGAGCACAGGACGACUGAAGUAUACGAGGAGCAGGAAAGAAUUAUCCUAACAAAGUUCAGAGAUUGUCUUAAUAGGCUGAUCACUUUAGGAGAAAUAAAAGAAACCACGUAUUCUUCGUUGGCACGAGCAGAAUCAGACGUAGAAAGGGGUUUAUCGAGCAAUGGCGCUGCAAAUCCAAGAAGCGAGAGUAGGAAUCAACAUCAGCACACAGACAUUGGUGCUGCGAAAAUCAGUGCUCCUCAACGGGUUUCUGCUGCUCUCAAGAACGCUCCUUUCGUGCGAAUAAGCAGAGCUGCAGAGAAUGGUGAUGUAAGAACAGAAUCUGAAAGAGGGUUGUAAAAUAUGCGUAGGAUUUAGACAUGUAACAGAUCUAUGCUGCUGCAGCAUCCAUGUAUUUCCAAGCCAAAAAGAUUCGGCUUUUCUUCGAUGCUGCACCCAUUGUUAGGAGAUGAUUCAGUUGUAAUGCCAAAUUUUAACUUAUUAUUCAUAAAAAUUACAAUUAACUUUUUUUGUAUUCUUCAAUGUUUUGGAAAGUUUAUGAUAGAACUCUUUUUAUACUGUGAA
Salvia splendens (bonfire salvia) is the source of this 2265-nucleotide messenger RNA. RefSeq names its product protein tesmin/TSO1-like CXC 5. The record is from RefSeq and is a predicted model, not a curated record. The transcript has 8 exons. Lineage: Eukaryota; Viridiplantae; Streptophyta; Magnoliopsida; Lamiales; Lamiaceae. Gene Ontology annotation, cellular component: nucleus. Gene Ontology annotation, biological process: regulation of DNA-templated transcription. Bases 277 to 2040 code for a protein of 587 amino acids.